Molecule: messenger RNA, 2190 nt
Organism: Punica granatum (pomegranate)
Lineage: Eukaryota; Viridiplantae; Streptophyta; Magnoliopsida; Myrtales; Lythraceae
Source: RefSeq, a predicted model, not a curated record
CCCAAUGUUUUCAACCCUUCCAUUACAUAUCUUCUUCCCUCACAUUUCUAUGGAAUCCUAGACAAAAACCUCUCUCUCUCUCUCCCUCUCUCUCUCUCUCUCUCUCUCUCUCUAUGUGCGCGUGUGUGUGUGUUUUUAAUGGUGUGUAAGUGUUAUAUAUCAUCAAUAUGUGGCCAAAGCUGGUGGUGAACAAGUUCUUGAGGAACAGCAUGGGAAGCAACAACUUUGUUGCAGACCUACCAGCCGAUUGUUCGAGUUGUUUUGAUGACCAUAAUCACGAGUAUUCUUCGUUGUUGGCUUCCGUCAAGCACUUUAACCGCACUGAUCAAGAAACUUUCGAAAUCUUUGUGAGUUCAUGGAAUGUCGGAGGAGUUGCACCGCCUGAGGACCUGGACCUGGAAGAUUGGCUCAAUAUACGGAAGAGCCCUGCGGAUAUCUAUGUUUUCGGGUUUCAAGAAAUCGUUCCUCUGAGUGCGGGGAACGUCUUGGGCUCGGAGAACAGCAAGAUCUCACUGAAAUGGAAUAGAAUAAUAAAAGCGGCUCUUCAUAAACCUCGGCCUCUCCCGACUGUGGAUCAUUCCACAGAAAAGGAUCAGCAAGGUUCCAUCACCGGGGACUGCCCGCAAGGUUUCCAAUGCGUAAUCAGUAAGCAGAUGGUAGGGAUAUUCAUAUCUGUUUGGGCGAGAAGCGACCUCUGCAAAUACAUCGAGCACCCGAAUAUAUCGUGUGUUGGGUGCGGUAUCAUGGGUUGGUUGGGAAACAAGGGUUCGGUGUCGGUGCGAUUUUUGUUGCGUGAAACGAGCUUCUGCUUUGUUUGUAGUCAUUUAGCUUCCGGAGGCAGAGAAGGAGAUGAAAGGCACCGAAACUCGGACGCUGCAGAAAUACUGUUGCGCUCGGGCUUUCCUGCUGGUCCGCAGCGUAAUUUGCCGAGCAAAAUUCUCGACCAUGACCGGGUGAUAUGGCUCGGGGAUCUGAACUACAGGAUACAUCUACCUGAUUCCACGACUCGAGCGCUAGUCGAGAGAAGGAAGUGGAAUGUUUUACUGGAAAAUGAUCAGCUGAAGGCUGAGCUCAUGAAGGGUCGUAUCUUCCGAGGUUGGCAAGAAGGUGUGAUCAAAUUCGCUCCGACUUACAAAUAUUACCCGAACUCCGAAGUUUACUAUGGCUGCAGUGAAGAGAUCCAGAAAAGCAAGAAGUUCCGAGCUCCAGCAUGGUGUGACCGGAUAAUUUGGUUUGGCGAGGGCCUGAAGCAGAGCCUGUAUGACAGAGGCGAGUGUAAACUAUCGGACCACAGGCCGGUGAGGGCAAUAUUCAGUACAGAGGUCGAAUCCUUCCAUAACUCAUCGGGUUUCAAGUGCUUCCUAUCGGGCAGGAUUGAAUGCUUCAAAUCAAUCAAGAGGACGUCGAGUGAUGAAUUAAGUGUUGCGUCACUUUAACAGUGUGGUUGAUCGACAGAACCCGACUUCACGAGCAGGCAACUGAGAAUAUUAAGGCCUAAUAUAUUCUUCUGUGUGCCUGGGAGGGGAAAUUAUGAGGAACUUCAAUAUAUAAAUCAGCAACCAUUAGAGACAGACUGACAGAUAAAUCCUCUACACAGAGAUAUAUAAGUAUGAUUCCUCUUCAUAAAGGCCAAUGCGAGACAUCAGAUAAGCAAACGAUCUCCCUGACCACAGACAAUAUGGUGGACAAAGCUGUAUAAAGUUAAAGGUCCUGUUGAGAUCUUUUGAGUGGGGCUAGUUAUCGAUAAUGAUUCAGUUAGAUCAUUGUACAAGAAUUGACAGUUAUAUGUAUUCUAUGAACACGAUGUCGAGAACUUCAAAAGAUGAGGGUGUCCGUGCUCCAUCUAGAAUAAGAAUCCAAUACUGCCCUGCAGAAAGCUUAGGGUGGACUCAAAUUGAGAUAUCUCAAUCCAUCGCGUCAUGAUCCAGUUUGAGAUCAGGAGGGCCUGCAAUCUCGCAGAAGCCCUAAUCUCCUAUUGACGAGUAAGGCUCGAAUCGUGUUACUUAGCUCAUUGUUGAUGAGCUGUCAUUGAAUCAUAGCCAUACAUAGCAUCGAAAAACUUUGUUAGUUUCAAGAAGAUUGGGGCUCCAGACAGGCUAUCCAUCCUCCUAUCUCAAUCAUCGAAUGCCUCCUGUGCAUCCAGCUCCACGCCCGUUCUUUUCUAGACUAUGAAUAUCUGGUGCGAUAAUG